UUUGUAUUUUAUGCAGUCAUCAUAUUGCAGUCGUCAUAUUGCAGUCACGAAUAGGCAUAGCUAAUAAUCGAUAUAGUUAUCAGCAUAGUAUCGUGAACAACAUAUUCGUUUGAGAUCUGUUUUAAAAUCAAGUAAAACCGCGCGCUCUUCUCCAGUCCAUAACUUAACAGCUGUUCUAUUUUUUAACAGGUACUUCUGUCUUUUUUUACACUUGACGUUAGACUUAACCCCUUUUAACGUGUCAGUAAUAAUGAUAUCAUUUAUUCAAUUUAUACAUAUUCGUUUUCAAAGCAUUAAUAUACAACCUGUAAAGGAAGCUGCAUAAAGAAAUAAUAAAUACGAUGUUAAAUAUUUUGACAUUUUCAUUCAAUCUGCACAAUUAUACUUGUUUUUAAGUAAUAUCAAAUAUAUUCUUUUGAAAGUAUUAAUAUUAUGAUAAUUUUGGCAUUGUAUUAUAAUAAUGGCAUUUUGUAUGAUAUAUACAGUACUAAAUAGUUUUAUUGUAAUUACAAUGGCACAAUCACCUACAAAUCCUCCAAAUAGUGAAGAUAAUACAAGCAAACAUUUGUCUGUAUCUUGUAAUGACUUCACAAAAAAUUUGUAUAAAGAAUUAUCUUCUGACUAUAGAGGAAAUAUAGUUAAUUCACCAUUAAGUAUACACAUGAUAUUAUCUUAUCUUUCUCAUGGUGCAGAAUCUACAACUUUAAAUGAAUUGACUAAAAGUCUUUAUCACUAUGACAAAAAUUCAAUACAAGAAGAAUAUAGAUCAUUAAUAACUCAAUUAAAUGAUUUGGAAGAUAUUAAAUUGUACAUCGCAAAUUCAAUAUAUAUUCAAGAUGAAUUUGAACUAUUGAUGGAAUUUUUAACAAUUGGAAGAGAGUUUUAUCAAUCCGAAAUCUCAAAAAUAGAUUUUAAAAAUAUUGAUACAGCUGAAAAAAUCAACAGUUGGGUUAAACAGAAAACAAAUGAUAAAAUAUCCAAUCUUGUAUCUUCAGAUGAUUUUAAUGAGAAUAUGAAAUUAGUAUUAAUAAAUGCAAUUUAUUUUAAUGGUAGUUGGUUAAAUACAUUUAAUGCAAAGAAUACAAAGGAUAAAAUAUUUCAUGUAACAAGAGAUCAAACGAAACUUGUACCAACAAUGUUUAAUAAGUCUCAAUAUAAUUAUGGUAAUAUACCAAUGCUGCAAGCAAAAUUUAUUGAAAUUCCAUAUACAAAUACAGAUAUAGUAAUGAUAAUAAUAUUACCAAAUGAAAUAGACGGCCUUCUAAAUUUGCAAACUAAUUUUUCAUGGGAAAUACUUACAAAUGCAUCACGUUUGUAUGAUGAAAUUGAGUUACAUCUUCCAAAAUUCAAAAUUGAAUUUACAGUAGACUUAAAAAAUAUACUGAGUAAGCUUGGUGUUAACAAAAUGUUCAGUCACGAUGCAAAUUUUAAGCGUAUUUCCAGUGUACCAUUGAUGGUAAAUAAAAUAUUGCAUAAAGCAGUUAUAGAAAUUAAUGAAGAAGGUACUGAAGCUGCAGCUGCAACAGCCGUUCAUUUAAGACUUCGACGUAUGGCGAAUGCACCAAAGCAAUUUCUAAUUGAUCGGCCUUUUAUGUUUGUAAUUGAAUAUAAACCGAAGAACAUACCACUUUUUAUCGGCAGUAUACAGAAUAUAGGAAUUGUUUCUCAAAAAGAUGAAUUAUAAGUUUUUUUUCUAUAUUAAUAGAGAGUAAUUAUUGAUCUAAACAUUUCUGUUUCUAACAUUUAUGUAUAUUUAUAAAAUAUUUAUACAUACAUUUAAAUAUAUUUACAUAUGUUUCUAACAUUAUGUAUAUAUAUUAUAUACUACAUAAUACAUUUAUAUAAAUAUAAAGAUCAUAUAAAAAAC
Molecule: messenger RNA, 1867 nt
Organism: Heterotrigona itama
Lineage: Eukaryota; Metazoa; Arthropoda; Insecta; Hymenoptera; Apidae
Source: the annotation of a GenBank genome assembly